This is a messenger RNA of Arabis nemorensis, 501 nucleotides long. The record is from the annotation of a GenBank genome assembly. Lineage: Eukaryota; Viridiplantae; Streptophyta; Magnoliopsida; Brassicales; Brassicaceae.
AUGAACACGUAUAACAGGGUCAAGCAAGAAUUUAUCAAGAAAUGGAUAACUACUCUCCACAUGUUCGAUUCUUCUGUUGAACAUCCCACGAACGUAACUGAGAGGAGAAAUGCGAUAAGACUAUCAUCGGACAUAGCCAUCGCAGCCACUAGAACCGGCUCCACCGUAUGGAGCCGCGCUCUCAUCUCUAGGACCCGAAACAAGACAACCGACAAACCCGUGGCUCGUCGAAUACUAAGAAAAGCUCGAAAUCGGAUGAAGAAUCGUUGUACGACUCUCAGACGAAAUGGUCAUUUCAAGGCAAAGAUUGGGGUGAGAAAACGUACGGAGAUGCUCAAGAGUCUAGUACCGGGAGGCGAGUUAAUAGACGACAAAGAUUAUUUGAUAAGAGAGACACUUGAUUACAUUGUCUAUCUCCGAGCGCAAGUGGACGUUAUGCGAACCGUCGCAGCCGUUGAUUCAGUCUCCGGAAACUUGCCGAACGACCGUAGGAACAAGUAA